AUGGAAAGUACUCUGAUACAGACUUAAUCCUAGUAAAUAUCAACUGAUACUAGCACUCAAUUUGAAAAUCUGAGUAUUAACUAGAACUCCGAAAGAGAUUACUAUGAAUUUUACAGAUCUAUAGGUUCUCCAAAAUUUAUCGUAGCUCCAAUGGUAGACUAAUCAGAACUUCCUUAUAGAAUGCUUACUAGGAAAUACAAAGCCUAGCUUUGCUAUACACCGAUGUUCCACUCUCGAUUGUUCUCAGAAAGUGAAAACUACAGAAAGGAAUUCUUCACUCCUCAUCCUGAAGAUCGACCUCUGUCUGUCCAAUUCUGUGCAAAUGAUCCAAAUGUUCUCUUGAGAGCUGCCAAGUACGUAGAAAAUGACUGUGAUGCUGUUGAUAUCAAUUUCGGGUGUCCCCAGGGCAUAGCUAGGAAAGGCAAAUAUGGAUCGUUUUUAUUGGAAAAGACUGAACUGAUCAGAAGCUUAGUGACUAUUUUGGCUUAGAAUCUAAAGAUCCCAGUGACGUGCAAGAUGAGAUGCCUAUACUCGGAAGAGGACACCUUGAAGUUAGCUCAAGUGAUGUAGGAUGCUGGGUGCAGCAUGUUGGUCGUGCAUGGCAGGACAAGAGAACACAACAAGCAGUUUGUGGGACCUGCCAAUUGGUAUAUCAUAAAGCGAAUAAAGGAGACCUUAAAGAUUCCAGUUAUUGCUAAUGGAGGAUUAGGAACGUAUGAAGAUUGUAUCAGAUGCCUUGAAUAUACAGGAUGCGAUGGUGUAAUGUCCAGCGAGUCGAUAUUGGAAUACCCUGCCUUGUUUGACCCUUAGCCAUCACUAUACAAUCUUGAUCAAAUAGCAUUGGAGUAUAUGGAUAUGGUAGAUAAAUACCCUGGAGAAGCAGACUUGAAAAAUGUAAGGUCUCAUCUUCACAAGUUCUUGCAUUCAGGCUUUAAGGAGCAUACUGACCUGAGAGAAAAGUUAACGCUUGCAAAAUCUUAAGACGAGUUUAGAUAAAUAGUUAAGGAAAUGGUAGAGAGAAGAAAAGAUGUUAAACCUGAGGACAAAGUAGGCUGGUAUUACAGGUAUUGGCCUUCAGAGGGUAAGUCAAUAGAAACUACCUCAACCUGGUAAGACACUGAUUGGAACCUUUAGAUGUAAAUAGACCCUGUCUUCAACAAAAAGAACAAAAAGUAGGAGUAGAAAAUGAGGACGACUGCCGAGGUUAAAAAUGAAAAUAUAUUACUUGAAGGAGGUAUCGAUAUGAGUCUGGGCAGCUUCCUUGACGGCGAGAAUGAAGGCGAAAGUAAUGAGUGA
Molecule: messenger RNA, 1296 nt
Organism: Stylonychia lemnae
Lineage: Eukaryota; Ciliophora; Spirotrichea; Sporadotrichida; Oxytrichidae
Source: the annotation of a GenBank genome assembly